AAGUUGUAUUACUUAACAAACAAUUAUUGAGAAAACUUUCUAUUCUAACAAAAUAAAAAUAACAAUGAAUUCAAUUGCGAUCAGUUGUGGUCUAUUGGCUGUUGUGGUGAUGUCUUGUAUAGACAUGUCUUCAGGCGAGUGCUGUUACGUGCCGUUGAAGUGUGAGGAGAGCUCCAGAAGCGUUGAGCGCUGUUAUGACUGUUCGGAAGCCUCGUAUUACUGUGGGAUCGGGAAGUGUAAUGUGUUUGGCUGUGACUGUGACGGCGGCUGCAGGAAAGGCGACUCCAGUCUCUGGUGUUGGAACAUAGCCUCCGGGUGUAAGGGAAAGCUAUUCCGCGAGGAAGUCCUGUCC
Oppiella nova is the source of this 352-nucleotide messenger RNA. The record is from the annotation of a GenBank genome assembly. Lineage: Eukaryota; Metazoa; Arthropoda; Arachnida; Sarcoptiformes; Oppiidae.